This is a messenger RNA of Rhizophagus irregularis DAOM 181602=DAOM 197198, 996 nucleotides long. NCBI's taxonomy places the organism in Eukaryota, Fungi, Glomeromycota, Glomeromycetes, Glomerales, Glomeraceae. The record is from RefSeq and is a predicted model, not a curated record.
AUGAAUCUGAUAUUUAUUAGAGUAUACUAUUGCCAAAUCAGCUAUAAAUCACUAAAUCUUGUGUAAACUCUAUAAAUCGAUAAAUAGCUAUAAAUUUACUAUAUCCGCAAAAUAGAUAGAACUAAUUACUAUUCUGGUUUAAACCCUAUAGUGGUGCAGGCGCUAAACAAUCUGCAAUAUAGGUAUAGCGGUGAAACACCAGAAAUGUGGUGUUCUCGUGUUCGUUAUCCUUUUAAGAAACUUCUUGAAUAUAACCCAAAAUACUUCUCCAAGAAUGCUUUUAUCCAAAUGACUGAAAGAUCAUAUAAGGAUGGGAGAUUUAGAGUCGGAGAGCGCUCAGUUUAUAUUUAUUGCACUAUAUGCGACUCCUUAGUAACUAUUCGUGAAAAUACAAUUGAAUAUGCGAAUAAUCAUCUGAAUGAAUGCAUUACUAAAUCCACUAAAAAGCAUCUUGCAUAUUCUAAUCCUAUUCAGAAAAAAGGAGGAAGAAUAGCAUUAGAAUUAAGUAAAGAUGAAAUUUAUGAGAUUUGUGGUAAAUUUACUGAUUUUACUAGUCGGGGUUUUAGAAUUAGAUGUGAUGCAGACUAUGAAUUGUGGAAAAAGACUGCAUAUCAUAUAUUUAAUAAUGCAAAAAUUAUCCAACGGGCUUGGAGAGCUUUCAAGUUGAGACCUGAAACUUGGGCAAAACGAGUUUGGAAUAUGGUGAGAAACGAUAAUACUCCUGACGAGAAGAAGUAUUUAGGUAUAACUCCUCGUGAUAUAAGAAUUCCUGAUGAUCAAUAUGUAGACUAUUUUGGUCAAAGAAUUCUAGCCAGAGAUGUACCUGCACAUCAUCAGAAUGAACCUCGUUUGCGUAGUUUGUAUUAUCAUUAUACUCCACAUGACUGGGCAGAAAAGAAGAAAUACCAGUUAUAUUUUAAUUCUCCUGAUGAUAUAGGCUAUUGUAAUGAUAGUGUUGAGGGUAGUGUUCCGAACGGGUCGGGUCGGGUCGGGUAA